Molecule: messenger RNA, 1661 nt
Organism: Lotus japonicus
Lineage: Eukaryota; Viridiplantae; Streptophyta; Magnoliopsida; Fabales; Fabaceae
Exons: 3
Coding region: 339-848 (169 amino acids)
Source: RefSeq, a predicted model, not a curated record
UUCCUUUUCCUCAUGUUUUCUCUCUCCCACUAUCUUCCCUCACUAAUUCAGCCCCCAUCAACCGCCCACUUUUCCCAUUUACUACAAAUCCUUCCUCAACAAGCUCCUUGAUUCACUCACUUGGUGUUUUACAGCUAAGUACUUUUCAAAUUUCAAAUUUCCCAAUGCAUCUCCUCACCUACUUACUGAUAAGCAAAUUCUCUCACUCUCUUUAAUAUCAUGUUUUCAAGUCUUGUUCUUCCUCUAUUUUUUUUCCUUCUGCUUCACGGUCAGAACUCUAUUUUACAAAUUUUAAAUCCAGUUAUCUCCUCUCAUCUCCAUAUCAAAACCCUUCUACCAUGUCCCCCCCAUCGACAGCUUCGUCCCUCUCCUACAACCUUGGUUGUUGGCGUUGCCCCAAACUUAACCCAGGUAUAAAUAUCCAUCUUCUUCCCCCAAUUUCUCUUCCUCGAACCCGUCUCAAACCAACGACCUCAACGCUCAAUCGCAAGCACGCUCCAUUCUCGAUAAUCAACCUCAAAUCCUACAAUUACAAAGUACUAGAAGCCUUCGCCACCAUAGGCGAUGAAGGAAAACAUGAUAAAUUGUGCAGUGCAAUAAUUAAAAUGGAAGGGGUUCAGCAAAAGCUUAUUUGGGGGAGAAGUUUCCAAAGCAUCUACUUCAUCUCUUUGCAUUUGGAUUCCCUCAGGUUUAUAAUCACUCAUUCCUUUACAAACUGUCUUUCAAGGGCCCUCAGAAAUGAAAACCCAAAGUUGCUGAUGGUAGCAUCUGCAGUAUUUCUUCCAGUUAAUCCAUUCAUGGUUUCAGCUAUUCACACUAGGAUGUUGGAGAGAUCAGAACAGGAGUAGACAGAGAAAGCAGAUUUGUUAGGCUUAUCAUUGAUGCAACGUCUGAUACUUUUUUUAGGUUUUGUUACUUAUAUUGUUAAUGCAUAAUCAAUGGGAAUGAUUCUUAGAAGAGCAUCUAUACUGGAAAGUUUUAAAUUGAAUUUUUACUUACAUAUCAUCUCUUUUAUUUUGCUUUACUAUCUCAAUAGUUGAAGAUUAUUGGAUAUUGUAUUUAUUGUACUCAAUCUGCAAUUCUGCAUCUGCUGUCAUGGCUUUUGCUUACUACAACUUAAUUUAGUUGCAACAAUUAUUUUCUUUACAUGAAUGGACAUUAUCUAAUAGGUAUUUUGUUUGAAUAAUUUUUUGUUUUGUUCCAGUUUCGUUUUAUUUUGAUUUGGGCAAUUGAUUAUGGUUUCAUAAUUUAAUUAAGUGAUGUGUGUAAUUUUAUAUUUUGGAAAUGUAGCUUUGUUUAGAUCAUCACUAAAAGGGGGGGUGCUUACCUGCUGCUUUUCAUUGCUUUUUUAGGUUUGUUGCCAUGAUGAAUGCUUUAACAGAGAAUCAUAUGUGCCUUGAUGAAUCAGAGAAUGACUUCAAGACUAUGAACUUUCAUGGCAAUGUUGGAAAGACUUGAAGUAUUUGAAAUAUUAGAUUCAGAGUAGUUAGUUAUUAAAUUGAAGGAGGUAGAUAACCCAUUGUUGUAUUUUUUUUUUCUUUUUUUACAAUGAAAAUGUAGGAUCAUUUAAAUUCGGUCAUUUCUUUGAGAACCAAUGUAAUCAGUGUCGUCUCUACAUGAAUCUUUUUCAAUGAAAUUAGCCAUACAGGGUCUUUGAUACA